This is a messenger RNA of Orussus abietinus, 2976 nucleotides long. It is a transcript of the gene Pitslre, whose product is annotated as cyclin-dependent kinase 11B. The record is from RefSeq and is a predicted model, not a curated record. Gene Ontology annotation, molecular function: ATP binding; cyclin-dependent protein serine/threonine kinase activity. Gene Ontology annotation, biological process: regulation of mitotic cell cycle; protein phosphorylation. The transcript is spliced from 8 exons. Gene Ontology annotation, cellular component: nucleus. NCBI's taxonomy places the organism in Eukaryota, Metazoa, Arthropoda, Insecta, Hymenoptera, Orussidae. The coding region runs from base 85 to 2673 and encodes 862 amino acids.
AGGACAGUCGCGCUAAUUUCGGAGCAAGUGAAAUUUUCAUAGUGACAACGUUGACGGAAAUUUAUUUUCAAAGUUGUAUUGCAAAUGAUGGCUGACAUUGAAAUGGACGGGGAUAAUCAAAGUGAAGACGGAGAAAUCAAGAAAAGUCCAUCGAAAGAUAUGGAAGACUACAGUUUCUCGGAAGAGGAAGGCGGAGAUACCGCGGAUUCGCUGGACAUCAAGCCUCCUCAGGCAAUGGUUCGACAUCACAAGACCAUUACAACAAGGAGAAGAGACAAGCACGUGGAACGUCGAGAUCGCAGAGAAGAGAAGGAACGAAAGUCUCGUCAUCACGAACGCGAGGAAAGGCACAGAGAUAAGCAUAGGCAUCGAAGGCACGGAGUUGAGGGCAUGGAAAGGGUCGAGCGCCCAGAAGGCUCCAAGAGAGAGCGGGAUAGGAUAGAGCGGAUCGAAGCUCACGGUAGAGAGAGAGAAUCGUCUAGACACGAGCGAAAGGAAAGAACGACCGGAGAUCGAGUUUUGGAAGAUUUGAGGGAAAGAUUGCUCGAUAAGCGUCGGGAGAGAAGAGAAGACCCUCGGGAAUAUAAAGGAGAAUCUAGAAGAGAACUGCGCGUCGAAGAGACUCGUGAGGUUAGAGAGACCAGAGACCGUCGAGAAAUGAGAAUGGAAGAGGUUAGAGAGCGCAGAGAGAUCAGAACUUUGGUGGACGAUACGCGGGAUCGUCGAGAGGUUAGAGUGGAAGAACGCAGGCACGUGCGAGUGAUGGAAGAGCAGUAUGUGGAUCCUGAAUUGAUAGAGAGACCAGAGCGGGAGAAGAGACACAAGAGAUCUCAUAAACACGAGAGAACACGAGAUAGAGACCGGGAAAAGGUAGAUAGGGAGAGGGAACACAGGGAGAAACAGUUGAGAGAAGCCAUGGAUGUCGUCAAUGUAGAAGAUCCAGAGGAGGAGGAAGUCAGCGAGGUGCCGAUCGAAUCGAAAGAGGUUAAGGAGCUCAGCGAACAGGAGCUCAGAAAAGAAAGCUCACUGUAUUCCAGGCUAUUAGAAGCCGACAGAGAGAUGGCCAGAAGAAAGGAAGUGUCCAGGUUGGAGCUCGAGGCUAGAAGAAUGAAGAGAGGCGAGAAAAGGCCAAAAUCUCCGGAUCCCGAUCCAGACCCUUCGGUAGUGGAACUCUCGGAUGAAAGCCCCAGUCCUGUUCAAUCCGAGGGAGUACACUCUAAUUCCAGACAUUCGUCGGAGGAGCAGCAGAGCAAUCGAGAGAGAUCGUCGGACAGACAGUCCUCGGAGUCCUCGGAGACGACCAGCGAUGAAGAGGACGAAUCCAACGAAUCGAACAAAGGCAGCAACGAGGACUCUAAUGAUGGCUCCGACUACAACAAUCCCAGUCCACUGUCGGUCGAUCGUCUGGCAAAGUCUGACCACUCCGAUGGAGACUCCCCUGGCCACGUGGAUUCUAACGGUGCAGCUCCAAAGGAACCUCCUGCUGAAGAGAAGAAACCCGUAGUGGAAGAAGAAGAGGAACCCGAACUGCCACCGUACCUGCCAGCGAUUCAAGGUUGUCGCAGUGUCGAAGAAUUCCAGUGCCUGAAUCGCAUCGACGAGGGCACCUUCGGAGUGGUGUACAGGGCCAGGGACAAACGCACCGACGAAAUAGUUGCUCUGAAGAGGCUGAAAAUGGAGAAGGAGAAGGACGGCUUUCCGAUCACCAGCUUGAGAGAAAUCAACACCCUCCUGAAGGCGCAGCACCCGAACAUAGUAACCGUCCGCGAGAUCGUCGUCGGCAGCAACAUGGACAAGAUAUUCAUUGUGAUGGAAUACGUCGAGCACGACCUGAAGUCGCUGAUGGAAACGAUGAAGCAGAAGAAGCAGGUUUUCAUCCCGGGCGAGGUCAAGUGCCUGAUGCAGCAACUGCUCAGGGCGGUGUCGCAUCUCCACGACAAUUGGAUCCUGCACCGGGACCUGAAGACCUCGAAUCUCCUCCUGAAUCACCGAGGCAUCCUGAAGGUGGGAGAUUUCGGCCUCGCCAGGGAAUACGGCUCUCCUCUGCGACAGUACACCUCGAUCGUCGUCACCCUCUGGUACCGGGCUCCGGAGCUGCUCCUUAGGGGUCGGGACUACAGCACUCCCAUCGACAUGUGGUCUGUCGGCUGCAUCUUCGCCGAGCUGCUCAGAAUGCAGGCCCUGUUCCCCGGGGACUCCGAGAUCGACCAGCUGAACCGCAUCUUCAAGGAGCUGGGCACUCCGAGCGACCGCAUCUGGCCGGGAUACAGCCAGCUGCCGAUGGUGCAGAAGGUCGGAUUCACCCACUACCCGGUGAACAACCUGAGGCAGCGCUUCAGCCUCUCCUUGUCCGACCUGGGCAUCGAGCUGCUCAACAAGUUCCUUACCUACGAUCCGCACCAGAGGAUCACGGCCGAGGAUGCUCUGAAGCACGGCUACUUUACGGAGACCCCUUUACCCAUCGACCCGGAGAUGUUCCCGACCUGGCCGGCCAAGUCGGAGCUGGGCAUUCGCACUGCGAACGCAUCCCCGAAACCGCCCAGUGGUGGAAAGGAGUACAAGCAGCUCGGAGAUGCCGACGACGCCGAGCUCAGGUUCUCCGGGUUCCAUAUGGGCGUCACAGGAGGUGGACGCCAGCCACCCAUGGGCGGUGGCUUCCACCUGAGGUUCUGAACUGCGACCAUGAAAUAUGCGAAUCGAGAGCAGAGAGCGGCUAGUAAUUUACUCCGGCCACGGCGAGGAACCUGAAGACGCGUAUUCGAUUCAGGAAUUAAUUAUAAUUAAUUAUCCGCGCCGGAAGGACACUGCCUAUCGGCUACCCGAAGAGUCGGGUCUAGGACGAGCCCCCUUUUUUAAGACGUUUUUCAUGUUUGCAGGAUCGAUUAUUUCUAGGAUAAGAUAACGGCGCUCGCUCUGUUUUAGAGUAUAGUCUCUUCGGCAAUGUAAAUAAAUUCGGAGAGGUGUGGAAGAACGAGA